Molecule: messenger RNA, 2208 nt
Organism: Lampris incognitus (smalleye Pacific opah)
Lineage: Eukaryota; Metazoa; Chordata; Actinopteri; Lampriformes; Lampridae
Product: oocyte zinc finger protein XlCOF20-like
Exons: 2
Coding region: 10-1182 (390 amino acids)
Biological process (GO): regulation of transcription by RNA polymerase II
Cellular component (GO): nucleus
Molecular function (GO): RNA polymerase II cis-regulatory region sequence-specific DNA binding; DNA-binding transcription activator activity, RNA polymerase II-specific
Source: RefSeq, a predicted model, not a curated record
CGUCUCAGAAUGAAUAAAAUCCAGACGGUGAAGGCGCUUGUCAACCAGAGGCUGGCGGCGGCCGCGGAGGAGAUCUGCGGCAUCGUGGAGCGGCUCAUCCGGGAGUACGAAGACCAGGUCUCCCGUUCAAACCGCCAGACGCUCCGCCCGCCGGAGACCAGCCCCGAGGUCAGCGGAGCAGAUGAGCAGCAAGUCACCGGCCCGGCUUGCAAAGAGCAAGUUCUGCUAGAACAGCUCGAAUGGGCAGACCGGGAUCCACCACGGAUUAAAGAAGAACAGGGGGAACCUUGGAGCAGUUGUGACGUCAUAAAGUUCAUCUACAGCCCUGCGGUGAAGGCUGAAAAGCUUCAAACAGACUCCGGCGGCCCCUCUGAGGAACCCAUAAACCUUGAGUCUUCACACCAAGAGGCUGUCCCCUGCACCUCCACAGAGCCGGCAGCUCCGUCCGGGCUCAGCCUCCCCUCAGACCUCCCUGCCCCCGAGAGCGACGACCCUGACGGCCACGGCGCUGCAUGUUUCUGCAAAGUGUGCGGUAUGGCGUUCAGCUACCGCGGUUCUCUGUUGAACCACGCCGAGAUGCAUGCCGAGGACGCCCACUGCCUCUGUGGGGUUUGCGGCAAACUUCUCCCCAGCGGAAAGGGCCUGCUGGAGCACCUGCAGACCCACGUCAAGGUGCACAUCUGUGGAUUCUGUGGCAAGAACUUCCGGCGGCUGGUUGACCUGUCGGUGCACCUGCGUUGCCACACGGGCGAGAAGCCCUUCAGCUGCAAGGUGUGUGGAAAGCGCUUCACCCGCAAGGGCAACAUGGAGAGCCACAUGAGGACACACACGGGGGAGAAGCCCUACCGCUGCGUGGUGUGUGGCAAACGCUUCAACAUCGCCUCAUCCAUGAUCCGCCACUCCAGGACGCACUCCGGGGAGAAACCGUACAGCUGCCAGUUUUGUUUCAAAGGAUUCACCAACAGCUCGGACAUGAAGAUCCACAUGAGGACACACACGGGGGAAAAGCCCUACACCUGCCCCAUCUGUGGGAAGGGCUUCCCCCUCAACACGCCCCUCAAGUACCACAUGAGAAUCCACACCGAGGAGCGGCCAAACUGCUGCAGCGAGUGUGGGAAAUGUUUUAGCGACGUCUACUCGCUGAGACGACACAUGAAGGGUCACACAAAGGUCAAAUCUUAGUGCUGCUGCAAAAGAAAGAUGCCAGCUCAGCCGAAGCAGAACCUGACUGGUGGGAACAGGUCAGUUAGCACCUCUACCAGUCCCUCUUUGGAGGGUCUCUUCAAACCCUGUCCGGUUGCUUUUAUGUUGGAACUGAUGGAACAGGGAGUUUCCUGAUGCGACAGUACUACGACCGUUGUUAAAGUGGAUGGAAACGACAGACAGAGUUGGACCGGAACCUGUUUAGAAAUCAGACACCAGAGCAUUUCACUCCUAAGACACCUGAUUUCUUUUGGAGAAACUAGCGUUGGCAUGAUGGCGUUAACAGACAUUAUUCAAUAUUACUUCAGUGAUCUGAAGCACUUUCCUCUCAGAGCGGUGACGUGUCGGAUGGGUUCAUAUUGGUUUCCAGGUAUUCAGAGUCCACGUUGACUAACAGUUUGUUCUGAAAUAGAUGCAUAACAGUGUCUAAUUAAAUCACACUAGGGUCAUAUGCAUGAAUGUCUUGGAGUUUAAUGAAGUAAAGUCUUGAAGUAGGAAGAUGUCCUUUUUACCUCUAAGCGUUUAAUGAGGGAACUGAAUUUCCUGAUCGGGUUUUGCAGCCCGCCGGGAUGUUCUGCUGCUCCACCACCGGAGGAGACCAAACGGCUUGGAAACACGUUCUGUGGUGCAGCAGCUCUGGGCUCCGGCCAAGUCUGCUCGAGUUCAUGAAAGGCACGCAAACCAAAAGUGGAACAGGAAACAUUAUACCACCAAACCAGCAGGGGGCAGUAAUGUUGUGAAUUUCAGCGCAAAUGUCAUCGUUGCUGAGGCUGAUUGGUUCCGUGUAGAAUCUGAAGAAGGCAGCUCUUUUGAAUUGCGAGUUAGCAGUACCAGUUUUCUGACAUCUGAGUUUUGUUUACAGCUGAAGAUGGGCUCUGCUGCUCAGUUCAGUGUCCUGACCGCUUCAGCAGAGAGCAGGAGAUGACUUCUGUUGUUGUACUGCAGAUGAAUGAACGUGCCGAGGGAUGUGCCAAAGCAUCUUCAUGAUGGCUGAAAAAUAAAAGA